ACCUUAUGCCUCUUUAACCAGUCAUACAAGUUUGCCAGCAUUUACUGCAGUUUCAAUCAGCCGUUCAGGGUGGUACCGCCUGCAGUCACUACACCUGACGAACAGGAAAGAGGUUUUCCUGUAACCUCACUUUACGGGUAACACUUCAACCUGAUGGCAGCAACAAGUUCACCAUCUGAAGAAGACUUGCUUUGUCCUCAGUGCUCAGAGAUUUAUUGCGUUCCUGUUCUUCUGAAAUGUGGUCACAAUAUUUGCAGAGUUUGUUUACAGAAAUUCUGGGAAUGGAAAGGAUGUCGAGAAUGUCCAGUGUGUCGUGCCGUGUCUGUCCCUGGGAGGCCUCCUAUCAAUUUGGCACUAAAGAUAGCUGCGGACGAAUAUCAAGUGCUACGGUCCAGCAGGAAUCAGGAGGUUUGUCUUCUUCACAAUGAGAAGCUGAAGAUUUUUUGCCAGAACGAUGAAGAGCCCAUCUGUCUCGUCUGCCAGACAUCAAAACAGCAUAAAGUUCAUGAGUGCUGCCCGGUAGAGGAGGCGGCCCAACAGAAAAAGAUAGAAAUUUCGACCUCACUGGAGUCCUUAAGAAAAAAACUCAGAAUACUUAACAAGACAAAAGAACACUGGGAGGAAACAAAAACCUACAUACAGACUCAAGCACAACAAAAUGAGAAUGCAAUUAAGGAGGAGUUUCAGAAGCUGCACCUGUUCCUUUGGGAGGAGGAAAGCACUAGAUUGAAGGUGCUCAAACAGGAAGAGGAAGUUAAGACCCAGGUGAUGUGUGAAAAGCUGAAAAACAUCAAAGACCAGAUCAAAACCCUCUCCUCCACCAUCAGUGAUAUUGAGACUGCCCUCAGAGCAAAGGAUUUACCAUUUUUACAGGACUACAAGCAGACAAAGAAAAGAGUCAAAUGCACCCUUCAAGAGCCCGAGUGUGUCAGAGACAUCCUGAUAAACUCUGCAAAGCAUCUGGGAUCACUCAAGUUUGAAAUUUGGAAGAAGAUGGCCAAUAUUGUCAAAUAUGUUCCCGUCACUCUGGACCCAAACACAGCCCAUUCCAAUUUAAAGUUCUCUGAGGAGCUGACCAGUGUGCAAUACAGCAGUAAGCAGCUCCUACCUGACAACCCUGAACGCUGCACCAGCCGUUUGAGUGUGCUGGGAGCAACUGGCUUCACAUCUGGAAAGCACAGCUGGACCGUAGAGGUGGGCCAAAGCAAAAACUGGUACAUCGGAGUGGCCCGAGAGUCCAUCCAAAGGAAGAGCACCAUCUUCCUCAACCCUGCCGAGGGUUUCUGGGUGAUUGGCUUGUGCAAUGGAGAUUCCUACUGGGCUCAGACCUCACCUCGCACCAAGCUCAUGUUGAAGCAGAAGCCUGAGAGGAUUACUGUAGAGCUGGACUGUGACAAAGGAAAGGUAGUGUUCAUCAGCGCUGCUGAUUUAAUAACAAUACACACAUUCAAGGACAGAUUUACAGAGAAGAUUUUCCCCUUUCUCUCCCCUGGAUUGUAUGAGGGGGGAAAGAUCUCCAGCUCACUGAAAAUCUGUCCUCUGACCAUUACAGUGAAUGUAGAAUAAACCUUUAUAGAGCAGAUGCAUCUCUCCAUAGAUAAAGAGGACUCUGUGUUUCAUAUUAAGAGGGUGUUAUAGCUUUUAAGACUAGG
Lates calcarifer (barramundi perch) is the source of this 1652-nucleotide messenger RNA. RefSeq names its product zinc-binding protein A33. The record is from RefSeq and is a predicted model, not a curated record. Bases 154 to 1566 code for a protein of 470 amino acids. The transcript has 6 exons. Lineage: Eukaryota; Metazoa; Chordata; Actinopteri; Centropomidae. Gene Ontology annotation, molecular function: protein binding; zinc ion binding.